AUGCAGCCACUGCUCCAGUCUCCUUUCCGCAUGGCCACUGUAUUCCUGCUCUUCCUGGUGCCCAACGGCAAAGCCUUUAUCCGGGCAAUUUACAACCGUAACUCCACCAGCCAAGAUUUCAGUGCCCUCCCUGCACUCUUUGGGCCUCCGCUCGCCAGCAAGGGACUGACAGGUUAUCCGAUCGAGGUGAUGCCUGCAAACGCCUGUCACCCUAUCGAAAGCCCGCCGGCGCCCCGCAACUCCUCCACAGCCUUCAUCAUGCUCAUCCGUACCUACGACUGCACUUUCGGUGCCAAGGUCCGACACGCUCAGCAAGCCGGAUACCGAGCCGCCAUCGUGCACAACGUGAACUCACAAGCCCCUGUGGAUAUGGCGAUUGGCAUGGAAGAGAUUCAGCAGCGGACCGAGAUACCUUCUGUCUUCACUGGGGAAGCAACCUCCAAGCUCUUGAGAAAGGUUUGCCGCUCUGAUGAAGGAACUCACGUCAUCCUGGUCCCUGAAUACUAUCACUUUGCCUGGGAGGAGGAUGCUGGGAACUCCUGCCCGCGUGCUUGCAGGUGCCGACUCCAGCUGCUGGGACACUGCUCCCAAGUCCCAAUUCUUCCAAUCUGCAGGGCAAUUAGCAUCCUGGCUGCCAUAGUGACAGGCAUCCUGCUCAUUGUGAAAUACACAAUGGGGUACCACAUCUGGAGGAAGAGGAGAAACCCACUAAGAGAGGAGCAGGGGAAGGAAUCCUCCACCAGCACGUUUAAGAGAGGCACCAAGUACACCGAAUGUGCCAUCUGCCUGGAGAUGUAUGAAAAGGGAGACAUGCUGAAGAUUCUGUCUUGCUCCCAUGCCUAUCAUGGCAAAUGCAUAGACCUGUGGCUCUUAACCCAGACCAGGAAUAAGACCUGCCCUCUCUGCAUGCAGAGGGUGACGGUGGCAGCAGAAAGCCCUGACUUGGACAUAGAGGAAUGCAUAGAGGAGGAGAGGGAUGAAGGCAACCAGGAGGGUGAGGAAGAUGGGCACAACAGGGAGGGGCAGUAA
Messenger RNA from Malaclemys terrapin pileata, 1029 nucleotides. RefSeq names its product E3 ubiquitin-protein ligase RNF167-like. Lineage: Eukaryota; Metazoa; Chordata; Testudines; Emydidae. Bases 1 to 1029 code for a protein of 342 amino acids. The transcript has a single exon. Gene Ontology annotation, biological process: positive regulation of DNA-templated transcription; protein ubiquitination; ubiquitin-dependent protein catabolic process. The record is from RefSeq and is a predicted model, not a curated record. Gene Ontology annotation, molecular function: ubiquitin protein ligase activity. Gene Ontology annotation, cellular component: cytoplasm; nucleoplasm.